This is a messenger RNA of Penicillium alfredii, 1455 nucleotides long. Its product is annotated as ERG4/ERG24 ergosterol biosynthesis protein. The transcript is spliced from 2 exons. Bases 1 to 1455 code for a protein of 484 amino acids. The record is from RefSeq and is a predicted model, not a curated record. Gene Ontology annotation, cellular component: endoplasmic reticulum membrane. Gene Ontology annotation, biological process: ergosterol biosynthetic process. Gene Ontology annotation, molecular function: Delta24(24-1) sterol reductase activity. NCBI's taxonomy places the organism in Eukaryota, Fungi, Ascomycota, Eurotiomycetes, Eurotiales, Aspergillaceae.
AUGGCCACCAAAAAUGCUGAGGCUACCCUGCGGCGCCGACAGGGUGACCAUCAGAAGACCACAAGCACAGAGGACUUUGCACGGGAGCACAUCAUCGGUGGAUGGCGACCAGGAAUGGACCCCAAGGUCGACUACUCCGGACACUUCGAGUUUGGUGGAUCACUGGGAAAUCUGGCCUUGAUGACUGGAUUUCCUCUGCUGAUGUACUACAUGUGGAUCGGUGCCACCUACUACGAUGGAAAAUUACCGCUCCCCCACGACGGGCAAUCCUGGACGGACUUUGGGAAUCACCUAGGACAUCUCGUCUAUACUGGUGCAUUUCCUCACUUCCGAGCAUGGCGCAUUUAUUGGGUGUAUUUUGUCUUUGAGGCGGCAUGCUAUAUUCUUAUGCCUGGAUUCACCUGCUACGGCAAGCCUCUGGCUCACUUGGGUGGAAAGCAGCUCAAGUACCAUUGCUCGGCCUUUACGAGUUUCUACUUGACCAUCUUCGUUAUGGCGGUUUUGCAUGGCACGGGGCUGUUCCCUAUCUACACCUUCAUCGACGAGUUUGGGCCGCUGAUGUCGGUGGCGAUUAUCUCUGGGUUUCUCGUCAGUCUGGUCACCUACUUGUCUGCUUUUGCGCGCGGCGCCCAGCAUCGGAUUACGGGUUACCCCAUCUACGACUUCUUUAUGGGCGCCGAGCUAAACCCACGCCUGUUCGGUAUCUUGGACUUCAAGAUGUUCUACGAAGUCCGCAUCCCAUGGUUUAUUAUCUUCGGUUUAAGCUGUGCCGCUGCCACACGCCAAUAUGAACAGUACGGCUAUGUCUCGGGCGAGGUUUUGUUCCUGGUCAUGGCCCAUUUCUUAUACACCAACGCCUGCGCAAAAGCAGAGCACCUCAUCACCACCACUUGGGACAUGUACCAAGAGAAACUCGGGUUCAUGUUGACUUUCUGGAACAUGGCCGGUGUCCCUUUGUCAUACUCGCACUGCACAUUGUACCUGGCUAACCAUGACCCGGCCACCUAUGCCUGGAACAAGUAUGCACUGGCAGCGCUCUUUGUGUUGUAUCUGUUCGUCUACUGGGUCUGGGAUACCUGCAACAGCCAAAAAAACUCAUUCCGCAUGAUGGAGCGUGGCACUUUUGUCAAACGCACGACGUUCCCACAGCUCCCCUGGCAGGAGGUCCACAACCCUAAGACUAUUGUGUCAGAAUUCGGUGACACCAUCCUCGCGGAUGGCUGGUAUGGCAGGGCCCGCAAGGUCCACUAUACCUGUGAUAUGUUUUUCGCUCUUUCCUGGGGUCUGAUCACUGGAUUUGACAGUCCUUUCCCCUGGUUUUACCCUGUGUUCUUCAGUUUCAUGAUUGCCCACCGGGCAAUGAGGGAUAUCAGUAAAUGCCGGUUCAAGUAUGGUGAGGCAUGGAAGGAGUACGAGAGACAGGUUCCGUAUCUGUUUAUCCCGUAUGUGGUCUGA